This is a messenger RNA of Cyphomyrmex costatus, 837 nucleotides long. RefSeq names its product NADH dehydrogenase [ubiquinone] 1 alpha subcomplex subunit 8 (gene ND-19). Gene Ontology annotation, biological process: mitochondrial electron transport, NADH to ubiquinone. The record is from RefSeq and is a predicted model, not a curated record. NCBI's taxonomy places the organism in Eukaryota, Metazoa, Arthropoda, Insecta, Hymenoptera, Formicidae. The coding region runs from base 197 to 718 and encodes 173 amino acids. Gene Ontology annotation, cellular component: respiratory chain complex I. The transcript has 3 exons.
UAUCGAAGGUCACUAUUGAGGUUAGGUUACCAUCAGUUGCAAUCUGGUUAUUCAAUCACGUAUGUGUCGUACAUAACGUGCUUUACAAUUUCGCGUUAAAGUCACUGGGAAGUUUCGCGCUGAGGCGUUUUUUGUGAUCAGUGAUCCCGACUGCAAAUGACAGGCCAUCUCAACGGAGUGCUGCUGUAAAGAAAACAUGGCGACAGCGAAGACGGUACUGCCCGAGGAGAGUGAACUAACCGUUCCGGAGUUGAAUGUCAGCUGGCCGGUGCUACAAACCGCGUCCGUUUACAUCGGCAAGAACUGUGAAUGGUAUAACAAUGAAUUUAUGUUAUGCAGACAAGAAGAGCGCGACCCACGUCGUUGUAUCAAUGAAGGAAAAGCCGUGACGUCUUGUGCACUGGAUGUUCUUAAAAAGAUGAAGAAACAUUGCUUAGACGAUUUUAAUGCUUACAUGUACUGCCUUGAGAGAUCAUCAGGGACAUUGGAAUUUACUCCAUGUCGAAAAACACAAGCUGCCUUGGACAAUUGUGUUCGUCAGAAUUUGAACAUAGAACGUCCACCCUUUGGAUAUUUUUGCGAGGCUAAAGUGCAUAACACAUCAAGGCCACGGCCAGAAGAAAAGUCUACAACAUUUCCAGAUCCAGUUCCUGGACUUCCACCCGAUGUACCACGUGAGAAAGCAAAAUACUUCAAUCGCUUUUGGUUUAAAUCUUAAAUUUCUCAACAGACACUGCUAUAGUACUUUGGUCGUGCUGUAAAAAUUAUGUUUUCGAGAUUCAAGAUAUAUCAGAUAUCUAGACUAUUAUAGGGAAACAAGUGUAAUUAUAAAUGUUC